ACCGAUGCUCUCGCAUGCCGUUUUGAGUCGAAGCUCGUUGGUGAGCGCGCGAGCGUUCACGGAAGAGAGAGAAAGAGAAGCGAGUCGUGUGUGCUUGUGGUAGUGAUGGCGGUAGUAGUUCAGUAGUACUACUAGUGUUGAUGCCGACGGUAGUGUGGUGGUGGUAGAUUGGACGGUACUGGUGGCAGCGACGGCGUAGCUGUUGGUGGUGGUAGCGACGGAGGUGGUGGUAGUGUGGCUGGUUGGUGGUAACGGUGGUAGUGGUGGAGUGCGGACCAGUCGAGACUCCCUCGCACACGUAAGGGCAUGAAACGGAGUCGCGAGUACACGAGGCGAGUCAGUGCGCUAUCGACUGCGAUCGGAGGACGACGCGUCGAGCCGAGUCGGGUGUCUGAACUGAACUUUUGCAAAGUCCUUUGCAAACGUUGCCGAGAAGGCGGUGGGAUACCGUUGUUGUCCGUGGCGGUGAAUGGAGUUUUGGGAUUAUCUCGAGCGAAACGGAUCUCUGUUACACGUGCCCGAGCGGAUUUGUGGAUCUAUCUGUCUGUCUGUCCCGCCAGGGAAACAUAAGUGUAUUUUGUCAUUGAGUGCGUGCCGGUGCGUGAAUCGGAGAGGGGAGUGAGCCCGUGGUGGUCCAUGAGGGGAAGAUGAGCGACCACGUGGUGAAAAGUACGUGCGAGCUUUCAGCCUACGUGACAGCCGGUGUCAUGGCAGAUUCCGAGAGAGACAGCGCGUCCUGCAGCGGUGGCGAAGAGGACAGCAGGUCGGACCUGCAUUCGCCCAGCGCGUCGGAGGACAGCGUGGAGGUGCAGGUGACGCCGAUUUCUCUGCGGAACAAACGGAAAUUAGCAGAACCGCGCAAGAUCCAGGAGCCCAGCACGGCGCCGUUGAAGAAGCGGCGAUUCCAUCAGAUCGAGGAAACAGUCGUGGACGAGGAGAGCAGAUCAAUGAGCACACCGAGCCCCUUCAGACCUUGGAUUAUUCCCCGCACGAGCAACGAAACGCCCAAAACAUCCACGACGACGUCGACGAUGCCAUCGACAGUGUCCAGCGCGACAACAACGACGACGUCGACAACAACGUCGACAAUUCCGUCGGCGAAGACUGCGCCUGAGCAAAUCAACGGUCAAUCACUCGCGGAAGCGGAGAGGAGAAAUCAUGAGGAAGGUCGGAACAUGGAUGAGACGCUGCGGAGGCUGCAAGAAACUUUGCAGAGAAUAGAACAAGAUACCGGUCAUAACCGAUCAGUCGUGUUAUCUCGACGGGAGUCCCGUCACAGGCCCGAGUCACCGCCGCAGUCACCGGCGGCGCCGUCUGCGCCGCCGAUGUCCUUGAAGCAUCCUAGGUUGCAGGAAGAGCCAUUAUCCUUGGUCAUGCGAGACGAAGCGCUCCGAGUGCCGUCGCACCCCGCGGUGAGCGGCAGCUACGAGAAGACGCCGUCGUACAUGAUGGAGCAUCUCCUGGCAUCGUCCGCGUCAUCGACGCCGGCGGCAGCGACGACGACGUCGUCGUCGUCCGAGUCCCACCGCAAUCACCGAGACCACUUGAGUCCUCCGCAAGGAGGAGGACCUCAUCAACGUCACCAUGCAGCGCCCACCGUUGUGGUCAGCAGCGCUUCCUCUUCGUCGUCGCUGUCGCACGCCUCCUCCUCGAGGCAUCAGCAUCAGAACAACGGCGGCAGCGGCGGCGGCGGCGGCGGCGGUCAACAGAGGAACUACAAGAACAUGACGAGGGAGAGACGAAUAGAGGCGAACGCCCGGGAACGCACGCGGGUGCACACCAUCAGCGCGGCUUUCGACACCCUGAGACGCGCCAUACCCGCGUACUCGCACAACCAGAAGCUGUCGAAGCUGUCGGUGCUGAGGAUCGCAUGUAGCUACAUCGUCACGCUCACCAAGAUCCGCAAAAUGCUGGACGGAGACGCGACGAGCGGCGCCUCCCUCGCCACCUGCGUGGAUCAGGUCUCCAGGACCAUCCAGACGGAGGGGAAGCUCAGGAAGCGAAAGGACGACUGAACCGACCCGAUGUGAACAUCACUUGGACAACGUUUACGGGGCAAUCCGAGAAGAGCGAGGUCGCGAAACGAAGAAUGAACCACUCGGAACUUGGCUUACAAGCGAGCGUAUAGGGAUAAUUCCCUGGAAGUAGGGCGAAUUUUCUACUUCAUAUUGCCAAACGCUUAUUCGUCUUCUAUUCUCGAUGUCAUUCGAUCCAAGGGGACAGGGAGCGAGAAGGGGAGAAAGAGAAAGGUGGCGAUCUAAAAUUAAUUAAGCUGUUAGCCUAAGUGAAACCGACAACGUCGGCGACACCGUCGACGCGCGAUUGUCUCGAUUAGUUCUCGUACGAAACCAAACGGAAGUGCGAACCGAGGAGUUCGCGAUCGUUUCACGAUUUCAGAGAUGUUCACGGGCACGGCGGAAAGAUCUGCGGGAGAAGACACGCAGAGACGAGAGGGAGAAAUUUCAUUGUUCACAUGCGUAAAACGUUACGGGAUUAUUGCACGCGCGUCACGCGUUAAUGCUGUACAUACAAUUGUAAAGUGCGUUUUUCGGAAUCGUAAUGAGCGAAUCUUAGAUCUUAACGGAUUCUCAAAAGGGAGUGAGAGGAGGGAAUUUCUGGCGGCGCCCGACGAGGCCACCUACAUUUUCCGAUAUAGCAGCUGCGCAACCAGACAAUAAAUCUUUAGAAAGAUCCUCAUACUUAGAGAGACGGCGCUUAGUGCGGUAAGCGCCGCUCGUUCGUUCCGCUGCAUCGCGGGAAUUACGGCGACGCGCGAAUGUUUAUGCGGGACUCGAAGAAUACACGGUAGUAGCUAGUCUGAGGCCCGGCUUAACCCUUUCGGGACGUCUCCGUUCGCCCUCACCUAAAUUUACCGAUGAGUCCCGCGAGACGCGGAUCUCCGUCGCCGUGGGAGAGAACUUUACGCUUCAAAAUUGCGAGAGACUCCACGAGAGUCGCGCCGAUACGCAUCGUGGCGAAUUAUUCUUCCAAAUAAUCUCAGGUUUCGCUUCUCGAAAUUUCGAAUCGAAAGCCGCGAUGAGGAAGGUAUCUGGUAUCCCGCAGGAGCCUUGAGUGCUCCACGAGAGAGCCGGCGGCCUCUCGAAAGGGUUAAAAGCGCGAGACACGCGAGCGCGAAGGCGAAUUCGCGUCGCCCGCAGCGGUGAUUUCCAAACUGCGCGAUUCACGAGGUGCAUACUUAUCUCGCCGCUCGAAAGGGAUCGGUCGUCUGCAAUCUGUUGCGCCGGUCGCGUUCGCGCGUUUACGAAACCGCCGAUCUAGAACGGCGCGCGGAGCGCGUCCGAGCGAAAAAGGACGAUAAAAGAGACGAAGACAAUAAUAGCGCUGCUUGCGGCUUACUUGCGCGACGAGGGACGGGGAGUUGGCGUUACAUGUACAUUACACGUAGCAUAACGACUAAGCGAUCCGCCGCAAUCGAAGCUACAAACGGUAUCGUCUUCCCACGAGAGAGCAAGUCGGAUGAAAAGGAGAAAAGAAUGUCGUCGUGCGACACAGGAGGAGCGACCGGCUUCUACGCCAUUAAAUUGGCGAUCGAAGAGAAGACAUCGUCGAGACAGCCCUUGUUAAGGAGGACGGCAGUUUUAUCUCUGAAAUACAUCUAGAUUCUGACUAAUGAAGCGCGUUGUAUCGUUAACGAAGGAUCUACCGAAUGCACUGCGAACGAGCACGCGACAGGAAGGCGUUACCUAAAAAUCCUAAACAAGGUCUGCCUAAAAAAGCUGAUCGGGUAGAGGAGUUAGCGUGUGUUCACACUGUUUUUUCGGUCGCGCAGUCUCUCGUCUUCGACUGCGUCGAACCGUGUACAUAGAUGAUAAUGAUAAUGAUGAUAAUAAUAAUAACAACGACGUUACGACGUAAGAGUAAGUAAUUACGUUAUAGUAAUCGGACACGUGUUAUGUGGCGCGAGCACAUUUCUACGGCCUUACGCGGCGAUGCAUCUCGACUACGUUCGUGAGAUAACCGAGAUAUGUACCUUUCUAUGUUAUAAGGCGACUACAAGUAAAGUUCAAACGGACGUUCUGCAAAACAAA
This is a messenger RNA of Odontomachus brunneus, 4049 nucleotides long. It is a transcript of the gene net, whose product is annotated as mucin-5AC. The coding region runs from base 648 to 2015 and encodes 455 amino acids. Gene Ontology annotation, molecular function: protein dimerization activity; DNA-binding transcription factor activity. Lineage: Eukaryota; Metazoa; Arthropoda; Insecta; Hymenoptera; Formicidae. The record is from RefSeq and is a predicted model, not a curated record. The transcript is spliced from 2 exons.